Messenger RNA from Propithecus coquereli (Coquerel's sifaka), 1008 nucleotides. It is a transcript of the gene CD226, whose product is annotated as CD226 molecule. NCBI's taxonomy places the organism in Eukaryota, Metazoa, Chordata, Mammalia, Primates, Indriidae. Gene Ontology annotation, cellular component: external side of plasma membrane. Gene Ontology annotation, biological process: cytokine production; positive regulation of type II interferon production; positive regulation of Fc receptor mediated stimulatory signaling pathway. The record is from RefSeq and is a predicted model, not a curated record. The transcript has 6 exons. Bases 1 to 1008 code for a protein of 335 amino acids.
AUGGAUUAUUUUGCUUUCCUUUUGGCUAUUCUUCAUGUAUACAAAGCUCUCUGUGAAGAGAUAUUUUGGGACACGACUGUUAAACUUGCUGAGAAUAUGACUCUGGAAUGCGUGUAUCCAUCCACGGACAUCUUAACGCAGAUGGAGUGGUUCAAGAUCAACUUAAUGGAGAGGGAGGCCAUAGCCAUUUUCAGCCCUACUCACGGUGUGAUCAUCAGGGAGCCUUACGCUGAUCGGGUUUCCUUUUUGAAUUCCACGAUGGCUCCCAAUGAUAUAACCCUUUCUUUUCACAACGCCUCCGAAGCUGAUGUUGGCUACUAUUCCUGCUUCCUUCACACUUUCCCACAGGGAACUUGGGAAAAGGUGAUACAGGUGGUUCCGCCAGAUAGUUUUGACAUAGCCGUGCCAUCAACUAGCCACGUAAUCUCAGAACCUGGAAAAAACGUCACACUCCUCUGUCAGCUUCAAACGAAGUGGCCAGUGCAACAGGUUACGUGGGAAAAGAUCCAGCCCCAUCAGAUCGACCUCUUAACUUGCUGCAAUUUGUUCCAAGGCAGAAAUUACACCUCAAAAUACCAAAGACAAAUACUGACCACCUGCACCCAGGGAAGCAGGGGAAGUUUCAUCAUCAUUCCGAACGUCACUGUCUCUGACUCGGGAUUUUACCGCUGCUGCUUCCAGGCCAGCACCGGAGAGAACGAAACCUUCGUUGUGAGGCUGACCGUGACUGACGGUAAAACCAAUAACCAAUAUAUCCUCUUCAUGGCUGGAGGGACAGUUUUAUUGUUGCUGUUUGUUAUCCUAAUUACCACCGUCAUUGUCAUUUCCUAUAACAGACGGAGGAGGAGACAGAAAAGAGACCUAUGUAAAGAUUUCUGGGAUACACAGAAAAAGGCACCCAACAACUCUAGAAGUCCCACCUCUGCCAAUCCACCCACAGAUGACGCAAGAGAGGAUAUUUAUGUCAACUACCCAGCCUUCUCUCGUAGACCAAAGGCUAGAGUCUAG